CACUGCCUGUUCACCCCGUUAUCGUCCAGAAGGGUAAACAGUCUACCAUCAUGCAGUGGAUGUUAUUCCUAGCGCUGUUCUCAGUGACAAACGUAACGGAACCAAUAAACGGAACUAUGACGGCUGCCUCUACACCUGUUAUGACAACAAGAGAGAUGCCCACCAUCCGCGUGGUGAACGGCAACAACCGCUGCCAGGGCCGUGUGGAGGUGUUCCACAUCAAUCAGUGGGGCACGGUGUGUGAUGACUAUUGGGACCUUCAAGAUGCCCAGGUGGUGUGUGGGCAGCUGGGCUGUGGCACCGCCAUCUCAGCCAAUCCUCAGGCCUACUUCGGCACCGGCUUGGACCCUAUCCUCUUAGAUGAUGUAGACUGCAAUGGAAGCGAGAUAGAUCUCACAAACUGCUCCCACUUCGGCUGGGGAAUGCACAACUGUAACCAUAAUGAGGACGCUGGAGUCAUCUGCACGGAGUUCCCCACUAAGACGAUACAGAUGGUGAGAGUGGAGCUGACCCCUGAUUCACCGACGAACUUAAGUGAUCCUGCCGUGAGUGAGGCCAUUUUGCAGCAGAUAAAAGCCAAACUGAGAGCUCAGGGGAUGUCUGACACCGUUAAACUGAGUUGGAAAGUGCAGCCUGAUGAAGAAAUUUUCCACAAGAAGGAGAUGGGAAAGAGUCCGAAAAAGAGGAGGAAGAGGUCAGAACUUUAAAUACACAGGCAAAUAUACAGUGUACAAACCGUUAAAAACACCUUCCCAAUAUUAAAGGUACUAUGCACUGUAUUCAUUGAUUAAAAUGUUUUUUUUUAAAUUACCUAUAGUAACUGCUAUAAUGCUUGAUAUUGAACAAUAAUGCUUCCUAUUGAAUUUCUUUAUAUAACCAUAAGAUAAUUGUUGCUUUAAUACAG
Oncorhynchus gorbuscha (pink salmon) is the source of this 904-nucleotide messenger RNA. Its product is annotated as scavenger receptor cysteine-rich domain-containing group B protein-like. The transcript is spliced from 6 exons. NCBI's taxonomy places the organism in Eukaryota, Metazoa, Chordata, Actinopteri, Salmoniformes, Salmonidae. The record is from RefSeq and is a predicted model, not a curated record. Gene Ontology annotation, cellular component: membrane. Bases 51 to 707 code for a protein of 218 amino acids.